CAGUGCCGUUUCCGCCCGGCCUGGGGAGCAGCCGUCGUACCGCUGCCAGGGGGAGGGGCUGGCGCCGCCGCCGCGGGCUCGCUGCCGCCGGCCGCCCAGGAAACGCCGUGGCGCUCAGCCGGGCCUAGUGCCGCGCGGGGCCCGGGGAACGGGCCGGCCAGGUUUCCCCAUGUCCGUGACGUGUUGGCCGAGGCUCUGCGGCUCCUCUCCGCCCUCGGAGCGGCCAGUCGCUGCCCUCUGGACUCCGUGAUCCCCGACGGGCGUCAUGAGCAUUGCAAUCCCUCUGGGAGUCACCACACCAGAUACGUCCUACUCCGACAUGGCUGCAGGAUCGGACCCAGAGUCUGUGGAAGCUAGUCCAGCUGUCAGUGAGAAGAAUGUGUACUCCAGCCACGGCUAUGGGGCCACCCAGAAACACAGCUAUCGCGGGCUGCCUUACGCAGAUCAUAAUUAUGGAGCCCCUCCUCCUCCAACGCCACCAGCCUCUCCUCCUGUCCAGACCAUUAUACCUCGUGCAGAACUGAACGGCUUGCACUCACCUGAUGAGGAGAAUUCCGGGGACACUGAGAGCUCCUCAGAAGGAGAAUCAAUUCCCACUUGGUGCCACUGCAGUGUUUCUCAAGAUGGUUUCCUCCUCAAGUGUGAGAAGUGCAGAGGAAUGAGCAGGGGGAAGGUGAUCAGACUCCGCCGCCGGAAGCAGGACAACGUGUCAGGUGGGGACAGCAGUGCAACUGAGAGCUGGGAUGAAGAACUAUCUCCCUCUACAGUGCUGUACACAGCUACGCAGCACACCCCUACAAGCAUCACGCUGACUGUCAACCGCGUCCGCAGAACCAAACCGAAGAAGAGGAAGAGGAGCACAGAAAAAGCUCGCACUGCUCCAAAGGCCAAAAAGAUCAAGGCUUUUCGAGAGGGCUCACGAAAGUCUUUGAGAAUGAAGAAUUCCCCUUCUGAAGCACAUGCGUUGGAUGAAAACACAGCUGAAGGGUGGGAGAAUCGAAUACGACUCUGGACAGAUCAGUAUGAAGAAGCCUUUACGAACCAGUACAGUGCUGAUGUACAAAACCUGUUGGAGCGUCAUCUGAACUCUAAUAAAGACUACAUGGGCAAAACUGCUAUGCUAGACACAAUCAACAAAACAGAGUUGGCCUGCAAUAAUACUGUUAUUGGGUCCCAGAUGCAGCUGCAGCUGGGACGGGUGACUCGGGUUCAGAAGCACCGGAAGAUCCUGAGGGCAGCAAGAGACUUGGCACUAGAUACCCUUAUAAUUGAGUAUCGAGGGAAGGUUAUGUUACGACAGCAAUUCGAGGUCAAUGGGCAUUUCUUCAAAAAGCCAUACCCAUUUGUGCUGUUCUACUCCAAGUUCAAUGGCGUUGAAAUGUGUGUUGAUGCCCGCACCUUUGGUAACGAUGCCAGGUUCAUCAGGCGCUCCUGCACUCCAAAUGCAGAGGUCCGUCAUGUGAUUGCUGAUGGGAUGAUCCACCUGUGUAUCUAUGCUGUUGCCACCAUUGCCAAGGACACAGAGGUUACCAUCGCCUUUGACUAUGAGUACAACAUCUGCAACUAUAAAGUGGACUGUGCGUGUCACAAGGGGAACCGGAAUUGCCCUGUGCAGAAACGUAGCCCAAAUGCUGCAGAACACCUACCUCCACCUGUUUUAGGCACACUGAUUGGGGCAGAAACACGCCGACGAAAAGCCCGUCGAAAGGAACUAGAAAUGGAACAGCAGAGCGUUGUAUUGGAUGAGAACAUCAGUCAACAAACAGAAGAAGUUCCAGAGGGCCCUGUGGCAGUCAGUGACAAUGAGGUUGCAGAUAAGGAAGAGAAACAAGAAGAGGAGAAAGAGGAGUCUGUAGAUGAACAAGGAACCUUGGUCCACAGCAGACGGUCCCGGGAAGAUAGGAAGGUAGAAGCCAUCAUGCACAUGUUUGAAAACUUGGAAAAGAGAAAGAGGAGACGAGAGCAGCCAUCGGAUCGGAAUAGCACUGAUGCUGAAGUCAGCAUCAAUUCUGAGACUCCUGAGCUGGAGGAAGUAAAAACAGAAACUCCUGAAACUGAGGAUGCAAGUUCAACACUGAGUGCCACUGCUGCUUCAAAUGUCUCUAGCAGUAACAGCAGUACUGGGGUGAACACAAGGCGGUCUUCACAAGUAGUAGCGGAUGUUGUCCCAGAAAAAUCAGUUACUAAACCUGCUCCAGCAAAACCCUCCAGGCCGCGACCAAAAAGUCGAUUCUCUCGAUACCGGACCAGUUCAGCACAAAGACUGAGAAGACAGAAACAAGCCAAUUCCCAGCAAGCUGAACUUGUACAGGCUGUCUCAGAGGAGGGAAGCACUGCCAACUUGGUAACCACAACAGAUGUCACCAGUGUAGAAGGUCCAGGAGAAGGCAGACAGUUGAUGGGAUCUGACCCAACUGUUAUCCUGGCUGCAGGAUCUCAAUCUAACCGGACUGCAGUGAAGUACCCCAAAACUAAAAAGUAUCUUGUUACGGAAUGGCUGAAUGACAAGGCAGAAAAGCAGGAGUGCCCUAUUGAAUGCCCUCUGCGCAUUACUACAGACCCAACAGUUUUGGCAACAACUCUAAAUAUGUUGCCAGGUCUCAUCCACUCCCCGCUAAUUUGUACCACACCUAAACACUACAUUCGUUUUGGAUCACCUUUCAACCCGGAGAGGCGUCGAAGGCCCUUUCUGUUGGAUGGAAUUUACAGCUCCUGUAAAAAGCGCUGGAUCAAACAAGCCCUGGAAGAGGGGAUGACUCAGACCUCACCAGCUCCACAAGAGAACAGGACCCAAUGUCUAUACCAAAGUAACGAGAACAGCAGUUCUUCCAGCAUCUGCAAAGAUGACACAGAUUUGCUGAGUCCCCUGAAGAAAUGGAAGUCUCGCUACUUGAUGGAGCAGAACGUUAAGAAGCUGCUGAGGCCUCUGUCUCCUGUUACCCCUCCGCCUCCCAUCCCUUCAGUUCCUGGCUCAGUGAGCCCACAGCUGGCUACGCCCUGCUCAUCUGUGCCAGGAGAGGAGGAAAGUCGCAAUGGUUAUGGUGUGAUGUUCUCACCAAUUCCUUCUCUGGCUGCUAGUCGCUGCAAUACUCCACUACAGUUUGAGAACGUAUCCUCCCCUGAGAGUUCCCCUGCGCAUAGACCUGAGUCCAUGUCACCUGAGCUCUGCCUCCGAUCUGACGUGGAUUCCAGUGCAAACACCUGCCCAGAACGGCCGUCGCUGCUCAGCUUUGGAUCCUCUGAUCUGGCUCCACAACCUUCCAUAAACUCUACUUCAGAGACAAACUUCCCAGGAAAAAGUGGGGAAGCACAGAUGCUGCUACGAAGCUCUGAUCAGGCUUUUCGGACAGAGUUUAAUUUAAUGUAUGCCUUUUCCCCAUUGAACGCUAUGCCACGUGUAGAUGGCUUGUUGCGGGGAUCUGCCUGUCUGGGCGACAGGAAGCCAGUGAACUCAGAAGCAGGAUGCUGCAGCUCUCCUUCUGAAGGAUAUUUCAGCAGACAUGAGUCAGGACUGCUUAAAGAGACAGCGCAUGGAUCCAUGUCUCCCUGCAGCGAGAGGGCUUGUGAAGGUGUCCGAUCUGCUCCCCAGAAUCCACCACAAAGGAAGAAGGUAUCUCUACUAGAGUACCGCAAGAGGAAGCAGGAAGCCAAGGAGGGAGGCGAUUCAGUGCGAUGCACAGGGACUCCUACCCGGCAGGGCAGCAGUGGUUCUGGGACUGACACAGAUGCCAGCAGCCUGCCAGGCUCUGUAGUACGAACCCCGUCCUCCCCACAAAGUGGCUUCUCCCCUUCUCAUCCUUCCUUGCCUCACGUAGAGGACAUCAGCCCGCCAGACUCAAGGGGGACUAGUUCCUCAGCAUCACUCUGCAAAUCCCAAGAGAACAUCAGCAGCAGGUGGAUGGUCCCAACGUCAGUGGAGAGGCUUCGAGAGGGCCGAGGUAUACUUGAGAAGGUGCUACGAAGUGGUGCAAAGGUAUCCCAGAGAAAUGAAUCCUCACCUACCUGUGACAGCGCUGUUGAGAGAGAUGCAGAUACAGCAGGAGGAGACACUCCAGAAGCCCACAAAGGACCAGCAGUUUACAGUCCUUCUCGAUACAGCUACCAGCUCCUGCAGUCUGACAGUCCCCAGGCAGAGUCGCAGACCCUUCUCCAGCAGAGUUCCUCCCCGUACAGAGGACACCUGACUCCUUCUCCUGGCUACAGCUACCGAGCGGCAGCACAGAGGACAGGACACAGCCUCUCCCACAGUUCCUCAGAAACGUCCCUCUCCUCUUCCUCGUAUUCCAGCCCUGCCCACUUGGUUUCCACAGACUCCUCUGCCCUGUUUGCAGGGAAUUCGGGGUAUUACAGCAGCCAGCAGCAUUCUGGCAGUGCCGGCAGCAGCCUCCUGAAGAAGAGCUGCCCAGCUGCUGCCAGCCCAGCACAGCAAAUGGCGGUGGACUCUCUUUCCUCAGAGUCUGGCUCUCAGCCCUGCACAGGAGCGUCCAGCUCCACCUCAGCCCCCCAAAGCUCUAGGUCACUACAGUCAGACUUGCGGACUAUCAGCCUAGCGAGCUCUGGGCAGUCAGUUCUCUACCAGGGCUCCCGGGGGGCGGUGAUUUCCAGUGCACAACACUACCCACACCGAGGGGGCAGCAGCGUCCAUCAGUACAGACUGCAGCAGAUUCAAGGUUCUGGAGUAAAGACUCAAACAGGACUUUCCUAGGGCUGCUUGGACUCCAGGAGGAACAAAACUGCCCAUAGCUCCUUCCAGUUACCUCUGGAAGUGGCUCCUGGGCCGGUGUUGGGAGGUCGCACCCGAGGCUGGGUGCCGGGGGUCAGAGGCUGAGGUCUGAAUGCACGGGUGAGAUUUGUGAGCAGUAUUGGCCUCUGGCCUUGCAUGAGAAAGCAGAUUUCUCUGAGGCAGAGACUGUAGCAAAGCUGUUCCCUGAUGUGUGAGUACAUUGCAAAAGGAAAAAAAAAAAAAAAAAAAGAAAAAAA
Messenger RNA from Phasianus colchicus (ring-necked pheasant), 4980 nucleotides. It is a transcript of the gene SETD5, whose product is annotated as SET domain containing 5. Gene Ontology annotation, biological process: regulation of DNA-templated transcription. Lineage: Eukaryota; Metazoa; Chordata; Aves; Galliformes; Phasianidae. The record is from RefSeq and is a predicted model, not a curated record. Gene Ontology annotation, cellular component: Set3 complex; Rpd3L-Expanded complex.